Dracunculus medinensis (Guinea worm) is the source of this 1158-nucleotide messenger RNA. The record is from the annotation of a GenBank genome assembly. NCBI's taxonomy places the organism in Eukaryota, Metazoa, Nematoda, Chromadorea, Rhabditida, Dracunculidae.
AUGUUCCGUCAAAUCGCACUCGUGGCGGCUUUCAUCGGUCUCGCGAUUGCGAUUCCAGUAGAUAAUGGAGUUGAAGGUGAACCAGAAAUCGAAUGUGGUCCAACUUCAAUUACGGUCAAUUUCAAUACGAGAAAUCCUUUUGAGGGUCAUGUAUACGUCAAAGGUUUAUAUGAUCAACCAGGAUGUCGAAAUGAUGAAGGAGGGCGGCAAGUCGCCGGUAUUUCGUUACCUUUCGACUCAUGCAAUGUCGCUCGUACACGUUCACUAAACCCUCGAGGAAUCUUUGUAACAACAACUGUCGUUAUUUCAUUCCAUCCUUUAUUCCUCACCAAAGUCGAUCGCGCAUAUCGAGUUCAAUGCUUCUAUAUGGAAGCCGACAAGACUGUUAGCACCCAAAUCGAAGUAUCUGAGAUUACAACUGCCUUCCAAACACAGAUCGUCCCCAUGCCUAUUUGUAGAUAUGAGAUCCUUGAUGGUGGACCUACAGGACAGCCAAUUCAAUUCGCGACAAUUGGCCAACAAGUUUAUCAUAAAUGGACUUGCGAUUCUGAAACAGUUGAUACGUUCUGUGCUGUUGUCCACUCAUGUUUUGUCGAUGAUGGUAAUGGAGAUACUGUUGAGAUCCUGAACUCCGACGGUUGUGCCUUAGACAAGUUCCUUCUGAAUAAUCUUGAAUAUCCAACCGACCUUAUGGCUGGACAAGAGGCUCAUGUAUAUAAAUAUGCUGAUCGUUCGCAACUCUUCUAUCAGUGCCAGAUUAGUAUUGCUAUUAAAGAACCUAAUGCUGAAUGUGCUCGACCACAGUGCUCAGAACCGCAAGGAUUCGGUGCAACAAGAAGAGCUGGUGCUGGUGCUAAGCCAGCUCCUGCUGCUCAACUUCGUCUCCUCAAAAAACGUUCCGUUGAUUCUGAAAACACCAUGGAUGUGCGCACAGAUAUCAGUACUCUCGAUAUUAGCGAUAGCAAUCAAGCUCUCCCUGUUGACCUUCGCUAUCGAGCUCGCCUUAAUCAUGGACAACAAGUCGUACUAGCCACUGUCCAGGAUGGCAUAUGUAUGUCGCCAUUCGGUUUCUCGAUAUUCAUGGGAAUGGCAGUUGCACUUAUUGCUGCAGUUAUUGUCAUAAUUUCUCUCAAGACGCGCAAUCAAAAUAAAGCUUAA